Lotus japonicus is the source of this 1952-nucleotide messenger RNA. RefSeq lists its product as uncharacterized. The record is from RefSeq and is a predicted model, not a curated record. The coding region runs from base 143 to 1585 and encodes 480 amino acids. Gene Ontology annotation, molecular function: ATP:ADP antiporter activity. Gene Ontology annotation, biological process: nucleotide transport. Lineage: Eukaryota; Viridiplantae; Streptophyta; Magnoliopsida; Fabales; Fabaceae. The transcript has 13 exons. Gene Ontology annotation, cellular component: membrane.
AAAUUUUUGGACCCUAUUUUUUAUUUGAUUGUUAUAAUUGUGUCUAGGCCAGCUGAACAAACUUUCCAUUCUAAAUUCUAAUUAACUAAACUGGUAUUUUCCAUUCUUGAUUCUCCGAUCAGAAGCGAAUCGAAACGUGAUAAUGGGGAGGUCUCAUCUGGAUGCGGUGAUCUCCGUGUUUGUUACGGUGCACCCGCACGAGACCUCUGCUCUGCUCCACUCCUUCUUCUGCUUCUUCUUCAUAUUGAGUGCUUAUUUCGUAGUUCUUCCGCUGCGUGACGAAGGUGCAAUCUCAUUGGGGCUGUCAAAUCUACCAGGUCUCUUUGUAGGUUCCUUGGUCCUCACCCUCAUUGCUGCGCCCAUUUCGUCACUCGUCUUCUCUCUCCCUAAUCUUUCCAAAUCCAAGGCUUUGGUUUUAAUACACAGGUUCUUCAGUGUAUCGCUGGUAGUGUUCUUUAUUCUAUGGCACUACUCAUCAGCUGGAUAUUCAACAUCGAAUUUGAUUGGAUCCACGGCCUUGACCAAUCCCUCCAAGGAAGAGGCCAAAAUUGGUGACCGAGGCAGUCUUGCAUCUUCAUUUGGUUGGGAUGACCAUGGAUGGUUUUAUAUAUCUGUCCGAAUAGGAUUGUUCCUUUGGGUUGCUCUGCUUAAUCUAAUUACAAUUUCUUCGACUUGGGCAAGGGUUAUUGACAUUAUGGACAAUGAGUCAGGUUCAAGAUUAUUUGGAUUUAUUGGUUCUGGUGCCACCCUAGGACAAUUUUGUGGAUCAUUGUUUGCCACUGGAAUGGCUUUUGUUGGCCCAUUAAAAAAAAUGUCUUUUGCAGUUUUACUUUUGAUUGCUGCUUUGUUGAUGGAACUUGCGGCACAGACAUCAAGAGGGAUAAACCGUGGCACAUCUCAUGUUGAGGAAGAAUUGACUCCCAUCAGGGAAUCUGAUUCCAACCAUGAAAAUGAGACUGUUGAGAUACAUAAGACAAAAUAUACUCUAAGUGGUCCUCCAAAGUCGCCCACUUCUUCAGUGAGCCGUCAAAUUUGGCCCAUAUUAGAAGGAAUCUGGCUUAUAUUGUCAUCAACUUACCUGUUGCAUGUAUCAUUGUUCAUCUGGCUGAGUGCAAUUGUCUCUUCAUUCUUCUACUUUCAGAAAAUGAGUGUGGUUGCCUCUACAGUUACUAGCUCUCUUGGUAGGAGAAAAUUAUUUGCCCAGAUAAAUAGCUUUAUUGCUGUUUUUAUUCUUGCUGGACAAUUGUCCUUAACGGGGCGCAUUCUUACUGUUGCUGGGGUGACUGCAGCUAUAUGCUCAGCUCCUUUUGUUGGCCUCUUAAAUUUAAUUGCUCUAGCAGUAUGGCCAGAUUGGGUGGUGGUUGCUAUUUGUGAGACGCUGAGAAAGGUAGUCACAUAUGUUGUUACAAGGCCUGGAAGAGAGCUGCUAUUUGUUGUUGUUUCAGAGGAUGAGAAGUAUAAAGCCAAAGUAUGGCCAUCUUCUGUUUUAUUUCUUCUUUCCUUCCCUCAUAAAGGUAUGCAUAGAUGUGUUGGUUCAAAGACUCGGAGAUGCUACAGCAGCAGGAAUGUACAAAAUUCUUGUUAGUACUCUCAACGAGAAGCCCUCAACCGUUUCCCUUUUUGGCCUGCCGGUUUGUUUGUUCUGGAUAGUCACAGCAUUUUUCUUGGGUCGUCGCCAAGUGCAACUUUCAAAGAACUAGAUUUUCUUACACUAAUUUUUCUUUAUACAUGUAUAGAGAAAUUUGAGCCUGAGAGGCUGAGAUAAGCUAACAUCGGUAUGUUCUACCUAUUUUUUUCAAGGCAUUACUUUUGUGCUGAUAAUUAGAGAAAUUCUGAUGUAGGGUGAUACAAAUGAAUGAUCAUACAUGCCACAGGAUUAUUUACUAUAGAGGAACAAUUUCUGCCUUCUGCUUCAUUGGUAUUCAAUUCAAUAUGGAGGAACAAUUUCUGCC